AUGAUCAAAUCUAAUGGAUCUGGAUCCGGGAGCUUUGCCACUGCCUCUACUCGAUCAGACAAGGAGCUCAUCUUCGCCAGCAACAAUGAGAUCGCGAGGCUCGCGCGCGCUGGCGAGCUCGCUCAGUGCAAAAGAGCCUUCGAUGCAAUGCCACAGCGCGACAUCGUCUCCUGGAACGCGAUCCUGGCGGUUUACGUCCGGCCAGGGGAUUUGAAGCGCUCGGAAGAGAUUUUCAAUCGGAUGCCCGAAUGGGAUGUUCUCACCUGGAACACGAUGCUCGCAGCAUUUGCCCACAGCGGGCAAUUUCUGCGAGCCAAAGAACUGUUCGAUCAAAUGCCAGAAAAAACCAUCGCAACCUGGAACACUAUGAUCUCUGCGCACUCACAUGCCGGGAAUUUUUCUUCCGCGAUGGAACUCUUCCAAGGAAUGCCGGAGAGAAACACUGUUUCUUGGACGAGCAUACUAACCCUAUAUGCCCAUAAUGGGCAUUUGCUUUUGGCAAAGAAGGUGUUUACCCUAAUGCCAGAAAAGUCACUAGUGUCCUGGACGGCUAUGGUGUCUACUUUCGUUUCAAACGCAUGUAUCGAGCAAGCAAAGAGAACUUUUGAUUUGAUGCCACGGUGGAAUGUAAUCUCUUGGAACACUCUUCUUGCGGGAUUUGCCCAAGAAGGGCAAAUUGAUCAAGCAAAGCGGCUCUUUGACCUAAUGCCGGAGCACGAUCUCGUGUCCUACACCAGCUUGAUUGGCGCGUACAGCCAAAUCGGCGAUCUGCCAAGAGCGAAGCUAGGGUUUGAUCGAAUGCCACAGAGGGAUCUUGUGGCGAUGAAUGCGCUGCUCGCGCUCUACUCCCAGCUCGGCCGCCUGGGCGAGGCGCUGCGAUUCUUCCACGCGAUGCCGGAGCGCGACAUCUCUUCUUGGAAUUCGAUCUUGCUCGUCUACUCCCAGGCCGGCGCCAUCGAUCAGGCGGAGGCGCUGUAUCGAUCGAUGCCCGCUCGAAAUAUCGCGACGUCCUUGUUGAUGAUCGCGGCCUAUGCGCAAGUCGGGAGGCUGGAUCGAGCGGAGGAGACCUUCGAUCGAAUGCCGAUGCGCGACGCCCAGGCUUGGAACUCCAUGCUGGCGGCGUUUGUCCACAGCGGCGAUCUGGACAGGGCCAAGGCGAUUUUCGAGGCAAUGCCAGAGAAAUCCACCUCCGCCUACACGACGAUGAUCGCGGCCUUUGCCGCAAGCAAGCAGCUAGAACAGGCCACGGCGAUCUUCGACGAAAUCCCCGCCCGGGACACCAUCGCCUGGAAUUCGAUUCUCUCGGCCUACGCCUGGAACGGCCACAUCGAUCACGCCAAGCGCUGCUUCGACCGGAUCCCAGCACAGGACACCGCCUCCUGGAACGCGAUGAUCACGGCCUGCGGCCACUCCUCGCGCGGCGACGAGGCCAUCGCGAAUUUCCAUCACAUGGAGCUCCAGGGCGUGAUCCCGGACGAGACGACGAUGAUGAACGUCCUGGCGGCUUGCAAUCACGUCGGCCUGGUGGAGAAGGCGCUCUCCCUGUUCGUCCUCAUGAGGGACGAGCAUGGAAUCCGUCCCGGGCGCGAGCAAUUCGCGUCGAUGAUCGACAUCCUCGCGCGAUCCGGCCAAGAAGAGCGAGCUCGCGAGAUUUCCAAGCGCACGCCACCAUUCGCGCCCGAGGUCACACAGAGGAGCGCCCUCUUGAAAGCUCUGGCGACGCCAUAG
Molecule: messenger RNA, 1728 nt
Organism: Selaginella moellendorffii
Lineage: Eukaryota; Viridiplantae; Streptophyta; Lycopodiopsida; Selaginellales; Selaginellaceae
Product: pentatricopeptide repeat-containing protein At4g02750-like
Exons: 1
Coding region: 1-1728 (575 amino acids)
Molecular function (GO): protein binding
Source: RefSeq, a predicted model, not a curated record